Messenger RNA from Klebsormidium nitens, 504 nucleotides. The record is from the annotation of a GenBank genome assembly. Lineage: Eukaryota; Viridiplantae; Streptophyta; Klebsormidiophyceae; Klebsormidiales; Klebsormidiaceae.
AUGGGCAAUAAUGAAAGUGACGGGCCCGUGAGCGACAUUCGCCAGCAGAGCGCUCAACUGAAGGAAGCCGCCAAUGAAUUGGAGGCGACCAGAAGUCCCAAUCUCCCCCCCAACGAAGCGCUCCUUUCGCCCCUCCACGAAGACGCCCCGCUCCCUACUACUUGCCCCGUAUUGAAGCUGAGGGCCAAAGAACUGCACCUCAAUCUGCUCGGUCUAGUUCUAGACAUCCCCAAUUUGGAGGCCAGCGGUGCGGCAGAGAAGGGACAGGGUUUGGGCGAUCUGCUGUUUGGACUCUCGCGCUUGCUGAGCGUUGUGGGAAACAAGUUGGAUGCGGCGGCGGAUAAGUUGGAGGGGAAAACGAAAAGUGCGGAUGGUGCGAAGUCGGGCGAGCCUGCGACGGCGCCGACGGGGAAGCUCGGGAUGACGAUGAACACCGCGGAAAGUGCGGAGGAGAGGGCGGACACCGCAGAGAAAGUGGACGACAAAGCGGCUGCUAUCAGUUAG